Molecule: messenger RNA, 4083 nt
Organism: Mucor mucedo
Lineage: Eukaryota; Fungi; Mucoromycota; Mucoromycetes; Mucorales; Mucoraceae
Exons: 3
Coding region: 54-3968 (1304 amino acids)
Biological process (GO): regulation of transcription by RNA polymerase II
Cellular component (GO): chromosome
Molecular function (GO): zinc ion binding; chromatin insulator sequence binding
Source: RefSeq, a predicted model, not a curated record
CGAUACAAAGCUUUUUUAUUAUUAUUUAUUGGUAAACUGAACAUUAAGUGUGAAUGGAAGAUCUAGCACAAUCGGUACCAAACAUGCGGCUUACUGAUCAGAAACAAAUUACAAAAAACACCGAGUCAAAGGGCAGCGUAGAACGCGUAACAAGUGUCACUCAAAAAUCUAAUAGUUUGCUUCCUUCACCUUCAAAUUACAGCGUCGAGGUGAAAGAGAUAGAAGAAAAGCUUAAAAAGCUCACUAUUUUAAGCAGUAGUAAAAAGAAACACUUACUUACUGAAGAGAGACAACAUGUCAAAACUGCUUUAGACACAUUACCUGCUCAGUCAAAUACGGAAUUUAACGUCUUUGUUGAAUGUUCAUUAGCUCUGGAACCACUCAGUUUGUCAGAUAGUGAAUCGUCGGAAACACCUCUUUCGGAUUCAUACGAUAAGUCCUCGGGCUUUGAAGAUCAGAGUCACGUCAGAUUGGAGACUACUGAAGAGAAGAACGAAACUGGAUGUAUUCAAGAGCUGCCUAAUAUUAUAAUCACGGAUCCAUACACAUCCCAGACGACAGAUAUAGCUAAAGAUAAAAAUACCAUUCAAGCAACAUUUAUAUAUGAGGAUCAGUCUUACGGUCAGCAAAAAGAAACAUACGCUUCCGCUUCAAGUAAUACAUAUACCAUAGAGGAUUGUCACACAAAUAUUACAGAGAUAACGGGAGAUGACAUUCAAAUGGACAAUUAUGCGAAAAGUAUAGGCAGUGAUCUUAUUCAAGAGACUCGUAAAAACCGAGAAUACUACUGUGAUAUUUGCAAGACAACUACCCCCACCGAGGAUAUUUAUAAAAAACAUCUUGUGAAUGAGCACGAAAUAAUUCCAGAACCGUUUAUAGUUUCGGGGAAGGCCCAAAUGGACAAUUCUAUUGUAAAUAGAAGUAGAGUGGAAAAAUCAAGAGAAAAUGGGGCCGGAGAUAGAAGUUCCGUUGGCGAUAUUUACUGUGCCUUAUGUCAGCGACAUUAUAUGGACAAAAAUUAUCUUAGAAUACAUGCACAAGCCGUUCACCCCAAAGAAUUCAUCGAGUGGACACAAAUGAACUUCCAGAAGCCAACUUAUCGCGGUAAUUCAAAUACAAUUUACAAAUGUGUCAAAUGUGAUAGCAAAUUAGAAGGGAUCACAUCUUUACAGCGUCACUAUCUCGAUGUCCAUGAAACACCAUUAAAAGUAGUCUAUCCAACAGAUAAAUUGUAUGUUGAAGACACUGAAAAAGAGAUGAAUUUACUGAGUGCUCUUUACGACAUUUAUGGUCCUAUCUUUGGGUCAGAAACUACUCAUCAGCCUGUCCUUGACGAUUUACAAAUUCAUUGCCGUGUUUGCUCGAAAAAAUUUGAGAAUCCUGGAGAUUAUGUUGAUCAUAACUUGACACCCCAUGAUGACGCUCCGGCUUCUCCUAUAAAGCAUACUCUGGAUGUGCUCAGAUUUACGGACUCCCUUAAAACAGACAUCGAUUUGGACAAUGUGGUAUAUGACGACAAGGAUCCGGAUUUUUACUGUAGCUUAUGUGAUAUAAAAUGUGACAAAUCAGCGGCUUUCGCAGAUCACAAGCGCUCUAACAUACAUCUGCACAAUUCGAGCUAUAAAAUAUCAGAACCACCUAAUUUUAAUCCAUUAUUUUACUAUUGCAACAUUUGUAAUCGAGGCUAUGAUACCGAAAAUAGUAUACUUAAUCAUGUCAAAUACAAUCAUGCAAAUGCACAGAUGUUAUCAAAAAAUCAAACGCAUAUUAAUCCAGUAUUCAUUCUUCCAAAAGUUGAAUCAAAAACUAUCGAAAACGAACUGGAUCAUAGAUCAGUAGUGAUACGUAAUACCAUAAAAGCCAUUAUGAAUAAGCCAAUGAAGGAAUGCAAUGCAAUUUCAGAAAUUACCUGUGGUGUGUGUGACACAUUACAGACAACUACGUCUCGUCUACGAUCGCACAUGGAAAAAAAGCACAACUUCGAACAAUGUACAGAAAUGUUGUUCUAUUGUUAUAUUUGUCUCAUUGAUUGUAGAAAAGAGUCUAUAUUCAGUGUUCAUAUUGCAACACGGAAACACAUGAAAGCAGCAUUAAGACCAGAGAAUCGGUUGAUCAAUGUGCAUCAAGUUUCAAUCGACUAUACCGACAAUGAAAGGGAUUAUUGCGAGGUAUGUAGGACAGCCUUUCAAAAUCCUCGCCUUUACAUGAAUCAUAAAGCAACUAUAAAUCACCAAAUUAAUUAUCUGAUAUCUACAUCGCAACAUGCACCCUCUUCUGAACCAACCCAGGAUGCUUUAGUCUUAUGGAAUCGGUAUAUGAAUAUUGUAAGAACGCAUCGUACUAGACUUGCUACUCCAGGUCAGCUAGAAUUUAAUUGUAAUAUUUGCCGUAUAUCAUUUACAUCUUCAAUGCAUUCCCUGCUUCACUUAGCCACUCGCCUUCACAAAACGAAUUGCAUGACAGAAAUCAUAGAAACUAGUAACUCCGAUGAAGAAACGGAUACAGAUACUUGUAAUACCGAAGAAGAAACUGGUCAAGAAGCUUGUGAUCUUGAAGAAGUAACGAAUAAAGAAGUUUGUAAUACCGAAGAAGUAACGAAUAAAGCUUGUUAUACCGAGGAAGAAAAUGGUCAAGAAGCCCGUAAUCUUCAAGAAUUAAUGGAUAAAGAAGCACAAACCCAAGACAUUAAUAGCAAGCAAUCACAGUCGAAGGAUAUCACGUAUUCAAAAUCAAAUGUCCGUGAAGUUCUUCCGAAUUUUUACUGCAAAGCAUGUGACAAACCGUUUAAAUUCCUGAGUCAAUUCCAAAGUCAUUCUAUCACACGAGGACACAGACAGGCAUUGCGUAAUAAUACUUUGCCAGAUAAUACAAAAGUUUCAAACGAUACAGAAGUUUUCAAUGAUACGGAAAAUUUUGACGACGAUGGAUCUGACUAUUGUAAUGAAUUUGAUUCCAACAGUGUUUUGUCACAAUAUGAAGAGAUUCUCCCUGAAAACAGUUUUGAUAAUAGCUAUGAUUGCAAACUAUGCAAUGUCUCGUAUAGUGAACCCUACUUAUUGGCAGAUCAUUUAUCAACUCCAAAUCACAAGCGAUUUUUGGAAAGCACCAUUUAUCGUGAUGAAGUUCGCAAAGCAGAACGGGAUAUUGCUGAUAACACGCACUGCGGUCCAAGCAUUUUUAGCCCAGGUGGAUUUAAAGAUUUGGCCAUUGGUCGGCAGGAAUAUCAAACUUCAACACAUACAUCAGCUGAAAAAUUAAAUAAUGUUUUUCAACUUACAUUCAACAUGGAAAAAGAGAAAGCAAUGCCAAUCAGCUCUGUAGCCAAUUAUCAUUGUGAAUUGUGUGAUGUGUCAUUCUAUUCAGCCAAUGUUUUAACUAAUCAUCUGUUAACAAAGGACCACAAAGAGAAAAUGAAUUCCACAACGUCGGUUGAAGAGAGUACAGUCUUCCCGUUAACAAGAAUGGCUGAACCUCAAAACAUACCAGAGAAUUUCAGUACUGUUGAACCCUUGGCGAAAUGUAAAGUAAUUAGGGAGAAUAAGAAUACAGAGCCAAAGAUCAAAAAUACGACCAUACCAUUUGAUUUGGAUUUACACUGUGAUUCUUGUGACAAGACAUUCACCACUAAACACAGCUCACUUAUGCAUUUUUUCAAGAUGCAUAAGUCCUAUUAUCCAGACUUAUCACCCAAAAAUCAGCCUCAACGCAAACUCAAUGCUGUCGCGCUACACAAACACAAUAUCAUGCCGGACCAAAAUAACCCGAAACUUUUUUGCAGAGCAUGUAGAAAAAUAUUUAACAAUAAAGGUAAUUUUAGAUUACACCUCAUGUCAAAACACAAGAUGAAUCUGAACGAAGACAAUCUUCCUGGAAACAACCUUAAUAUUGUGCUAAACGCACAUACAAUAAAAAUCAUCGGUAAUCCAAAAUUAUAUAAAUUGUCCAAAUUUGGAACUCUGACACAUUGAAUACAAUGGAAGAGCCGAUAGAAAAUAUUAUUAGAAAUCAUUGAAGCAAUCUGUCGGCGACAAGCGUACCCUUGAAUUCAUGUAGAAUUCAACAGUCAAAUAAAGUAACAAGGAC